AUGCUGCGGCUCGCUGUCGAGGAGCUGGAGAAGAGCCGGGCGUUGGUCAGCUCUAAAAUGAUAGCCGAUCAUUUGAGACGAUUGUAUCCAAUUGAACUCAGCCCGGAGGUACUGAAGAUUGAGUUGAAGGACAAACUCGAUCAUGCCGUUUCGAUUGGCAUUUUAUCGAGAUGUAGGAAGGAUGCGUACUGCUGUUCGACUUUUAGACAGGAGGCGUACAACUACAAGACGAAUUUCUCGUCCUUCUGGGAGAGAUAUUACAGAAAAAGACCCGGCCGUCGUCUAAGAUCUUCGAGAUUAACUUUAAGAAAAAAAGCUCCUCCCACCUACUGUCCAGAUUCUUCUGAAGAGAGUGAUUCCGAUUCCUGUUGAAUUCCCCUGAAAAACAAACAAUAAAUUUUCAUUAUUUGAAAAUUUAAACCGCCCAGAAACUACUGUCGGCCGUCAAGCAGGAGACCGUCCUGUCCGGCCACCAGUACAAAUCGAUGCCCACGCAGGGCAUGUGUCAGAUCAAUUUAAAUCCAUCUGCCCCAAUAAUUUUCAACAAUAAACCGUCAAUUGGCUGUUGCAACACCGACCUGUCCACUCCAUAAAUGUGAAAAUCAAAUUCCCCAUCUGCUACAGCGAUUCCUCCGAGGAAAACAUUUCAAGCAUAAAUAAAGAUUUUACGUUGUGUAAUCCCCAAUACGGGAUUAACUUUUCUUGAAGUUUGAAGACCCUUUCCUUUAAAUUCCACCUACGGCUUCUCUCAUUGCAUUCACAAUAAAAUAUCGAUAUCACUGGACUAUCACUAAUUCUCUCUUUAAAUAAUAAAAAAAAAUCCCUCAAUUAUUUACGUUCUGAAACAAUAAAAAAAUAAUUUCAUCAGAACCAACUGUUCUCCCUUUAUCACGUCAUCAUCUUCGAUAAUCAUUCUGCGACGAGAGACAUUCAACAAUUUUAAUUACCGCUGCACAAAUUUAAAUAAAAGGGUCUCCAGAGUCUCCACUCAGCCCUAAUUUCUGUUCAACAUUACCAACGAAAAAUUGAGUCAUAAAUCUUCAGAAUUUCUAAUCGUCUAGAGAAAUCACCCAAUAAUAAUUUAACCCACCAAUCUCCCCCUCAAUCAUUCUAUCAAUUACUCCCACGAAUUACUUCUCCCUCUCCCCGAAAAACAAACUGGACCUCACCGAUAUGCGCACAAUCGAUCGCCAAAGAAAUCAUGAAUUUUUUUUUU
Diachasmimorpha longicaudata is the source of this 1216-nucleotide messenger RNA. RefSeq lists its product as uncharacterized. The record is from RefSeq and is a predicted model, not a curated record. NCBI's taxonomy places the organism in Eukaryota, Metazoa, Arthropoda, Insecta, Hymenoptera, Braconidae. Bases 1 to 372 code for a protein of 123 amino acids. The transcript has 2 exons.